GAAAAGUUAGAUUGUGGUAGACGAUGCUUUAAUAUAUUGAGUGUUUUAAGUGUAAAGAAAAAUGUUAUAUUCCAGCCAAAUAAGGGCAAUUCUGAGGAUGUAUGGCAACAUGACAUGUAUGAAGGUGGUGCUGGAGGAGGUAUAAAGCGAGGGAGACCGUCACCAGGUGGCGCUGGUAUUGUAACAGGCUCAGGAAAACUUCACAUCUCAAAUUUAGAUUUCGGUGUCAGUGAAUCCGACAUACAGGAGUUAUUUGCAGAGUUUGGUCCGCUAAGAAAAGCCAGUGUUCACUAUGAUCGAUCUGGUAGAUCUCUGGGGACAGCGGAGGUGAUAUAUGAAAGAAGAGCUGAUGCAGCCAAAGCUUUAAAACAGUAUAAUAAUGUACCUUUGGAUGGUAGACCAAUGAGUAUACAGUUGAUAGGAGCAGAAAGUAUGGCACCUAGCAGUAGAUUAGGAAGAGGUGGUGGCGGCGGUGGCGGUGGUGGUGGUGGUGGACAAAGAUUUAGUGGUGGUAGUGGAGGCGGUCAAAGACGGUCAAAUGGGUUUAGCGGUGGUCGAGGUAGAGGAGGUGGUAGAGGCGGUAGAGGUCGAGGGGGUAGAGGUGGUGGGCGUGGAGGCGGGGCCUCAAAUAAGAAAUCACUAACAGCUGAAGAACUUGAUGCACAAUUAGACGCUUACAAUGCUAAGAUGGACACAGACUGAUGAUAACAGACAUUACAUGUGAUACAGACAUUUCAAAGGGAAUUGAUAUCAGAGGAACAAAGUGAAAAAUUGACAGAAACGAUUGAAUGUGUUCUAAGUUGAUCACAGGACAAGUGCAACAGUUAGGGAAAUACUUCACAUAAGGACUAGAAUGUUGCCAAGAAAACAUUGGGCAUAAUAACAUGUAGAUUAAGAGGUUUUUAUUAAAGAUUUUAUUUUCUGUAAUGUUUUGUUUAAACAUGGUAUAUGUUUUUAAGUGUUUGGUUUUAGAGAAUGGAAGACACCUUAUAACUGUUGCCAUAGAUAUAGAUUAUUCCAGUGUAUUUAUUUUUAUCGAUUUCCAUGUGUUAAAAAUGGACAACAUUUAGACUGCUUUAUUUAUAGUUUGUAAAACAUCUUCUCUUUUAAAUAAUUAUGAGAAGUAUUUAUUUUUGUUAAAAAAAAACUGACUGUUUAAAAUGUGUGUUUAAAUUUGGUCACAUUUUGGGGAAUCCCUUAUUACAUAUGUCUUCUAAUAUGCAGGUAUUUCUCAAGAAUCUGGAACAAUUAUGGUUGAUAGAUUUUGUUUAACUGUUUCACAGUUUAUGGUGUUAUGAUCAGGUACAAUGUAGAAAGCAGAAAUAGGAGUUAGUAUAUAUAUAUAGCAGUAGCUGGUUAGCAAUAUGUCAAAUGUCUCUAUAAAAGCACUUACAUGAUAAAAUGCCAAUUAAUGAAUUGAUCUCCUAUAUGCUAAAGCAUGUGUGAAUGUACUUUGCAGAAGAUGAUAACAAGACCUGCGUAAAGAUAUUUGUGGGACUAAUUUAUUAUUUUAGGGAGAAAUACAUUAUUUAAAAUGGGGUUAAACCUAAAUAAGAAUCGAGCCAAAAUACAGCUCAACAUUUUCUUUUUUAUCUAAAAGAGUAUACAUGCUUGCAAGAACAACACAUUUAAUUGCAAGAAAUUAAGCAUAACUAAAUGUAGUACAUUUCUGAAAAAUGUAAAGAUUUGUAAAAUGUUUGUCAAAGGAUAACAUUUAAAAAACUAAUUGACUGAUUGUGAAAAGCAGACAGUUAUGAAGUAAGUUGUGGUAUGUUUCGUGUAGCUCUGUUGUAUGGAUUACAUUAUAUUGAAAUUAUGAAAAAGCUAUCAUUUAUUUCUUACUCAUAUCAUUUAGUACAUUUAUGACUAUGUAAAAAUCUCAUUAAAAUUCUUAAACAUUUAUUGUACAUUGUGACUUUGUAAAUAAAAAAGAUGAACUUUUA
Mercenaria mercenaria is the source of this 1943-nucleotide messenger RNA. Its product is annotated as THO complex subunit 4-like. Gene Ontology annotation, cellular component: nucleus. Gene Ontology annotation, molecular function: mRNA binding. Gene Ontology annotation, biological process: mRNA export from nucleus. The annotation marks the transcript as partial. The transcript has 5 exons. The record is from RefSeq and is a predicted model, not a curated record. Lineage: Eukaryota; Metazoa; Mollusca; Bivalvia; Venerida; Veneridae.